Messenger RNA from Astrephomene gubernaculifera, 896 nucleotides. Lineage: Eukaryota; Viridiplantae; Chlorophyta; Chlorophyceae; Chlamydomonadales; Astrephomenaceae. The record is from the annotation of a GenBank genome assembly.
CGCAGGGCGCCGUACACGCGCUGCAGCGGGAGAGCGGCGACAGGCUGUGGACCUUCGAGUUGCCCGCUGGACAGCAGAUGCAGGCCUGGGACACGCUGGACGAGCAGGCGGGUAUCGUUGUCGUACGCAGCUCCGGAACCCCGCCGGAGGACUCCCGGCUGUACGGCAUCCACCUGGCCAGUGGCGCCCUGCUGGCCAGCCAGAGCCUGCAGCCCUCGUACGGCCCCGCCCCCGGCAGCAGCAACCCCUCCCUGCCGUACGAGAUACACGAGGGUGUCGUAUACAUGGACUCAUGCAGCGGCCAGCACUGCUGCCUGACAGCGGUGGACCUGGCGACGGCAGCUGCGGCGCCGCAGCCUCCGGCAACACCCGCGGCGGCUGCAUCCCCGCCUGGGCCUUCCCCUGACGGCAGCAGGGAGGAUGGGGGCGACGAUGGCACCACGGACCACUCCUUGAGGAUCCGGACGCAGCUGCGGCGGAGGGCACUGCUCGCCGCCGCCGCCGCAGCCACUGGUAACGGCAGCAGCGGCAGCGACGGCGGUGACAUACCCGUCGACGGCGGUGGCAGCAGCACCACGGAUCGCAGCUUCCAGUACUGCUUCGACGUGGCUCAGGCGUGCCGCGCCCGCCGUGCCCGUUCCGUGGGUUUGGGUGUCGUGUAUGUGUUGCUGGCUGCGCAGCUGGUGGUGGUGGCGGUGGGGUUCGGCAGUGUGGCGGCGUGGCGGCUGUGCUGCCGGGGCGCCUACGCGCCGUACACGCGGCUCAACCAGCUGCCGGUGCUGGAGGUGGGGCAGCAUGACGUGGCGAGUGAGGAGGCGGAUGAGGAGGAGGAGGGUGAGGGCGAGGAGCGGGGUGGUGGGGGGUCUGGUAGGAGGCGGGAGGUGGUGGUAGAUGAG